UCGAUGUAUAAGACCACCAAGACGUGUUCCUCACUUUCUUAACCAGUUUUGUAGUGUGUUGACGCUUAAAUAUUAUUUCAUCUCAAUUCCUUAUUUGGAACUGAAACUUAUUCAUUAGAAGACAUCUCGAACGGCCUAGAGUAAACUUUAUACGAUUAUUUAAGACGGAUUCAUGCAAGGCCGAAGGCCGAAGUCUGCAAAUGAGGUAUCAGAAUGCAAGCCCAUCGAUCGAUCUCACGUCAAAGAAACAAAGGCCUCAGGCCAAAACCAAGAAAGAGAUAUAUAAUUUUUCUACACAUGCAAAAAAGAUCACCAGAACAAGAGAUUCAAGUUGAAGGCUAAGGUAGAAAACUUGCAACAUGGCGUUAAAUAGAGGACCACGACAAGAAGAGAUCGUAGGAAAAGAUGUAAGAAGAGAAGAUUUUGUUGGCGACAUGGGAGAAAUAAAAAGGGCCAUUAGUAGUUUAAAAAGGAAGGACUCGAAAAUAAGAACACUGCAAGAGUUAAUCGCCGAAUUGCACAAGGUAUUUGAGAGUGACCACGUGAACAUUGAACACGUGCACGCCCUCAUGGUGGCCUACCAGAGCAAUCCUUCUGAGUGGAGGAAAUACGCCAGAUUUGACCGAUACAGGUACACAAGAAAUCUCGUGGAUGAAGGAAAUGGCAAGUUUAACUUGAUGAUUCUGUGUUGGGGAGAAGGUCACGGGUCAGCAAUACACGAUCACGCAAACGCACAUUGUUUCAUGAAGAUGUUGGAGGGUGAACUGUCAGAAAUACGGUUUGAUUGGCCUAAGGAAGGUAUGAGCGAACAGACUUCAAUGGUGGAGAUAUCCAGGUCAACGCUUCAUAAAAAUGAAGUAUGCUAUAUUAACGAUAGCCUUGGCUUGCACCGAGUGGAAAAUCCAAGUCACAGCGAUGUCUCUGUGAGCCUUCACCUCUACUGUCCACCAUUCCAGAGCUGCUCCGUCUUCAACCAGCAGACUGGCCAACGAUCUAAAGCUCAGGUCACCUUCUGGUCCCUCUUCGGCCACAGGAAGAGCAAGAAAUCCGAGGACGAAGAAGAGAGAGAGCCAGAAGACAACUAAUACAAUAUUUAACCUUAGCUUUUAUCCUUGAGACACAACCAACAAAUAUAAUGUUGUUUCACACAUGAACUUUGAAUACUGUAUCGCACAAUUGAAAUCUAUUUAAUGUAAACAUAUAUUAAAUUGUACUGCAUGUUUUAACAUUUUUUAACGUUAUUUUUAUUUUGCUGUAACGAAAGAUUGUUAUUGAAACAAAUAAAUGUAAUAGAAACUCUA
This is a messenger RNA of Homalodisca vitripennis (glassy-winged sharpshooter), 1301 nucleotides long. Its product is annotated as cysteine dioxygenase type 1. NCBI's taxonomy places the organism in Eukaryota, Metazoa, Arthropoda, Insecta, Hemiptera, Cicadellidae. The coding region runs from base 360 to 1085 and encodes 241 amino acids. Gene Ontology annotation, molecular function: ferrous iron binding; cysteine dioxygenase activity. The record is from RefSeq and is a predicted model, not a curated record. The transcript has 7 exons. Gene Ontology annotation, biological process: L-cysteine catabolic process.